Messenger RNA from Odobenus rosmarus divergens (Pacific walrus), 3519 nucleotides. RefSeq names its product ankyrin repeat domain 6 (gene ANKRD6). The record is from RefSeq and is a predicted model, not a curated record. Bases 636 to 2816 code for a protein of 726 amino acids. Gene Ontology annotation, cellular component: nucleus; cytoplasm. NCBI's taxonomy places the organism in Eukaryota, Metazoa, Chordata, Mammalia, Carnivora, Odobenidae. Gene Ontology annotation, molecular function: protein binding. The transcript is spliced from 16 exons.
AGGCAGUUCAUUACAGGUUUUGACCCUGCCUGCAUUCUCCCUCCCUUACAACGUGCACAUUCAUCUCUUCUCCUGGUAUUACUGCUGCCAGAAUGCAAACUUCGUCUCUCUGUCAUCUGAGCAUCAUUCAAAAGCAUUCCGCCCAUUUGUGAAUUAUUCCCUGACUCUUGAUAGGGCAGUGUUACAGGUCCUCUGCCGGCAGAAGGGAGCAGUUCGACAAGACCUGAGGACCCAAGACUUUCAGAAGCUGUGAUGAGCAGACUAGGAAGCCACAAGACAUUGUGAGCUGACUGGAUGUCUUAAUAAGCUUUUAGAUGUGAUUUGGCCAGAGUUGGCAGAGGAAGCUCAAGGGAAAAAGGCGAGUAAAUCGUUGCAGACCCACUGGGCGUGACAACCCUAGGAAGCUAAUGAUCUCUCCAGGAAAGAAUUGACAGCAAUUAUCCAGCAACAGAACACCAUGUAGAAUGGGGAGGACAGACUCCCGGAUGUCCUGAAGAUGGCAUAGUAAUAACAGAGGCACCUUCUAAGGAUCGGGAGCAUCUUGACCCGUGGGAGCCUGCCCGGGCCAGUGGCACCGUGUUGAGCUGAAGGAACUUGUCUACUGCGUUCCUGAAAACCUCUUUCUCUCCUAAUUCAUGAGCCAGCAGGAUGCGGUCGCUACACUUUCAGAACGCCUUCUCAUAGCUGCGUACAAAGGCCAAGCAGAGAAUGUGGUUCAGCUCAUCAACAAGGGCGCCAAGGUAGCAGUUACCAAGCAUGGCCGGACCCCCCUUCAUCUUGCUGCCAAUAAGGGUCAUCUUUCUGUGGUCCAGAUCUUGCUGAAGGCUGGCUGUGACCUUGAUGUCCAGGAUGAUGGGGAUCAGACCGCCUUGCACCGGGCCUCAGUGGUGGGGAACACGGAUGUCAUCGCGGCGCUCAUCCAGGAGGGCUGCGCUCUGGACCGCCAAGACAAGGACGGGAAUACGGCCCUACACGAAGCAUCCUGGCAUGGUUUUAGCCAGUCAGCCAAACUGCUCGUUAAAGCAGGAGCCAAUGUGCUUGCCAAGAACAAGGCGGGGAACACCGCUCUGCACCUGGCCUGCCAGAACAGCCACUCCCAGAGCACUCGCGUCCUCCUGCUGGGCGGGUCCCGGGCCGACCUCAAAAAUAAUGCAGGCGACACCUGUUUGCACGUUGCCGCACGCUAUAAUCACUUGUCCAUCAUUAAGCUCCUCCUCAGUGCUUUCUGUUCUGUCCAUGAAAAGAACCAGGCUGGAGACACAGCGCUUCAUGUUGCUGCCGCCCUAAAUCACAAGAAGGUGGUUAAAAUCUUACUGGAAGCUGGAGCAGAUGGGACCAUUGUUAAUAAUGCAGGCCAGACUCCAUUGGAGACUGCCCGCUACCACAAUAAUCCGGAAGUUGCUCUUCUCCUCACUAAAGCUCCCCAGGUCUUGCGCUUCAGUCGUGGGCGAAGCCUGAGGAAAAAGAGAGAGAGGCUCAAGGAAGAGAGGAGAGCUCAGUCUGUGCCAAGAGAUGAGGUGGCACAAAGCAAGGGAAGUGUCUCAGCCGGAGACACCCCCAGCAGUGAACAGGCUGUACCCAGAAAAGAAGAGGCCAGAGAAGAUUUCCUGUCCGCCUCCCCAGAGCCCAGAGCAAAGGACAACAGGCAGAGAAAGUCAAGGCCCAAGGUGUCAGCGUUUUCUGACCCCACCCCACCAGCAGACCAACAGCCUGGACGCCAGAAGGACGCGCAUGCACAUAAUCAUCCUAAAAAGAGGCCCAGGCACCGAUGCUCCCCCCCGCCCCCUCCCCAUGAGUUCAGAGCGUACCAGCUCUACACGCUGUACCGGGGCAAGGACGGGAAAGUGAUGCAGGCACCGAUAAAUGGUUGUCGAUGUGAACCCCUAAUCAACAAGCUGGAGAACCAGUUGGAGGCAGCUGUGGAGGAGAUCAAAGCAGAGCUGGGGUCAGUUCAGGAUAAAAUGAACACAAAGCUGGGACAUAUGGAGAACAAGACCCAGCACCAGAUGCGCGUUCUGGACAAGCUGAUGGUCGAGCGGCUCUCAGCGGAGAGAACAGAGUGCGUGACCCGCCUGCAGCAGCACUCGGACGCCGAGAAGCACGAGGGAGAGAGGCGACAGAUGUCAUUGGUGGAUGAAUUAAAAACCUGGUGCAUGUUAAAGAUUCAGAAUCUGGAGCUGAAGCUUUCUGGAGAUUCUAGGGCCUCUAGGACCAAAUCCAUACCAUCUACUUGUGAGUCCUCUACAGGUGUGGAUCAAUCAGUGGUCACUGCAGGUCCAGUAGCAGCUUCUGACAGUUCUCCUCAGGUGGUGAGGCCCAAGGAAAAGGCCUUCAACCCCACUGCUCCCCACAGAAUACAGCAGGAGCUGUCUUCCUCAGACUGUACAGGAUCCCGGCUGAGGAAUGUCAAGGUCCAGACAGCCUUGCUACCCUUGAAAGAGGCAGCCAAAUGUGAUCAGCAGGCUGGGCCCUGUGUAGACAGAGGCACCCAAACCAGGAAGUCUGGGAAAAGCGGGCAAACAAGGCAUCGGACCCAGCAGCCAGCACCCAGCAACCCCUGUGGGCCGCCACCAGCAACAGGCAGCGAGCAGACCGCCCCUCACACUCGAGACGCCUCCCAAGCUCUGGAGAUUACCCAGUAUUUUUUUGAAGCUGUUUCUACCCAGAUGGAAAAGUGGUAUGAAAGGAAGAUUGAGGAAGCACGAAGCCAAGCCAGUCAGAAGGCCCAGCAAGACAAGGCCACCUUGAAGGAACAUAUUAAAAGCUUAGAAGAAGAACUUGCUAAACUAAGGACAAAGGUGCAGAAGGACAAUUAGGACCUGGGCGCGGCACAAGAAGGGAUUCUUGAUGAUUGCUGGCUUUGCAGCUCUAGAAGAGCUCUGCCCAAGGUGUCCAUUAUCGUGCACGCAGUGGACUUGUCUUUCAAAAAAAGUCAAAUUUCUGAGAUGUACCAGACCCAUGCUAACUAUGCCCUGAAGUUAUGAUGACUUCAACAGUGAGACUGAAACCGGGGGACGCUUGCUUAGUUUCAGGUUUCAUUACAAACUCAUAACCUCAGUCCAGGCUCAUCUGAGGUUCAAAAGCUCAGAUUAAGUGAGCCACGCUUAGAAACUGACGAUCUGUAGAGUCUAAACCCUAAAAUUCAGGAUGUAUGAAAUAAUACAAAUCGAAAGGAAGAAGAAAAACGAAUCCCUUGUGAACGCCAGUAGUCAUUCAUGUGGCGCACACGUGCUGGGCCCAGAGAGGGCUAUCUUUCUGUGAGCGCUGUGGCUGAGAUGCGCAAAGUCCCCUCUCAAAUUCCUACUUCUCAAAAGGCUGACCUUAUAACCAGAUGAAAACUUAUCGAAUAGAUUUCGAGGAGAAAAAGAUUUUCAUAAUGUCACUAGAUCCAGCAUAUCUUAAAAUAUUUUGCAAAGUCAGAGGGUAUUUAAAAUAAUGAGGAAUUGGUGAAAAGCACUGGGAAUAUUUGUUAAUAAACUCAAAUGAGAAAGGUUCAAAUCACUGGGUCAUUGUUUCUGU